Molecule: messenger RNA, 6954 nt
Organism: Dermacentor albipictus
Lineage: Eukaryota; Metazoa; Arthropoda; Arachnida; Ixodida; Ixodidae
Source: RefSeq, a predicted model, not a curated record
UACCGGGGACGACGUCCCGAGAACGUCACACCCGGGCCUAUUUCCGGCUCACACAUAAUAGCCGGCUCCCUAUAGAGGUUUGGUCUUUCAGUCUAAAAAAAAGAGAGAGAAACAUGUUUUCUGAUGCGCUCGAAUUAUAACAUAAAGCUAAAACACCCGAAGCUCAUGUAUACACCAUAGUUCGCGUAUUUUUCUAUAGCGUUAACUUUGAAAACUUAAGUUGGUUGAAUACCACACCUGUGCCAGGUGGAAGGCCUUAAAGAAAUAGAACUGCUCGAUCACUACUCUUUCAUGCACUCCUGCGAUGUAGCUGAUCUUCUGCAGGCAUUGCAUGUGUAGCGUCUAGUUGCUUAAUUAGUGUGUAUCACGUGGCGUUGAGCUGCGAACAAUCGCGGUGAACACUGUGCAGCUGCUUCUUUGCUGAAUCCUACUUGCGUUCAGUUGUAUCUGUAAAGAAAAUAUGGCUACCUUCGUUACUUAUUGCGGUAUUACAUGGCAGCUUACGUUACAGAUGACAGUUGCAAUAAAGCAUGAGAACUCCCACAGCGAAUUUACACGGCACAUUACAAGCGUGGAAAGCCACUGGGUCGCAUCAACGAACAAGUGAUUAGUAAAACAUCCAGACUAAAUCCUACACCGGGAUUCGGUGUUCGAAUAAUGUUUCCAACGACAUCUGAAAAAAGUGCUGGCUGAGACAUCCAUAGGACCUCUUUCGGUAUUUCAUUUGGCAGAUUUUUUGGGAUCAUUUUGGCAUGUCCUUAGGAUGGUCUGCAACAUCCAGACAGGAAUAUCCAUUAGACAUCCACAGGAUGUCUCUGUGUCGUCUGUGUGCAGACUGACGUCCUCAGUCCUUGAAUCACAUCGUAAACAGUACUGCAACCCAGGGAGCACAACUACUCGGUACCAAGUAUCUCUUUUCAGCCAAUACAGCACUUGCUUGGAUGAGAUGACAACGCUUGGCAGAUUGCUCUUCGCGUAUAGACUAUAGCCACUCAACGUUCCAUAGUGCAUGCUAUGCGAAAUACAGUGAUAGAGUUAAAUACAUCUAAAAUGUGAAAGUUAGAUUCUCCUGAAUAGCCAUACCACGCGUACGUCUGCACGACAGUCCUUUCUUUAAGGAAAAACACGACAGGCUGGUGUGUUUAACGAGGUUGAAAGAGAGGUAUAUAGAUGGUACGAGUACACGCCCGACCGAUCUGCAAAAGGUCACCGAAGCGACCGAGCAAACCGAUUCCUAUGGAGAAGAGGCCCUAUCGGUGCCCUUCCUUGGAGCCUUCUUUGCCGCCGGCAAUUCAUGGGGAGGGGGUGCCUACCGAAAAACUCGAAACACCGGGGGUGCCCCAAUCUAUAAGCGGUGGGAGAAAGUGGUUCCUUCUCCAUGCCAAAGACCGGAGAAGGGAGGGGAAUAGGCGAGUGAAAGUAACGCGGCCGUUACGGAGAGCAGCCGAAACGAUGUGACCUACAUAUGGCGGCAACGACGGUGGGUCUUCCGGACCUCACCGGGCCCACUCCCUCUCGCCCGCACCGCCGCCGCUUCCUUGCCGACUUUCUUUUUCCCGAAGUAGACUGGGCGCUCUGCAAGCCGUCGUCAACCGCGAUCUUAGCCGACCGAGAAGCAGAGAGAGCGAGGGGAGUGCAUGCACACAUACACACCACACUCACAGAAAUUCGUGCGGGUCAACCCCCCCGUUACAACUCGUGCGCAAAACUAGCGGCGACGUCACGCUGUUGUUGCCGUUGGCCCCAUCGUCGCUCGACCGUCGUCUGCUUGAUCGCCGUGAGCAGACGACGUCCUCCGCCUUGCGUCGGAGUGUCGUCUGCUUCGUCUUCACUCUGAGCACACCCGACGCCGACUGCGGGCCGCUUGGAAAAUUUGGAAACCGAAACCGGAAGCCGGAGGACGGAAGCAGUUGGGCCUCCCCACCCCCUCUGACCACUCUUACUUCCCUGCCAGACGACGUCGGGCAUCCAUCGGCGAGCCACGGCAAACCACGUCCUCUUCCUGCCACGGGACAUCGCGGGAACAGAUGGUGGACUGAACGUCUACCGGUGUUGUGAUCGUCUGUGGGUGUGCCUAGCGUCGUCUGGAAGUUGUGAUUUCGUCUGCUUUCGAACUUCGAUCUCUGUCGGUCUCUCGGACUGCGGGACGUGAGUCACGUGAUUGACAUCGCGCGCAGUUCGGCGGGUGCGUGGACGGACGGAAGGGGACGUUUCGGCUAAAAGAAGAGAGAUCGGUUUGUUUGUACAGUGAUGAGGAGGUAGCCCAGCGGAUUGCUGCCGAAAUGUUUUCGAAAGAAGUCUGCAUAGCCGUCAUGGCGCUGUGCGCCGUGAAACUGGUGACGUCUGGUGACGAGGUGGUCCUACCGUCGUCUUCGUCUGGUGUGAACAUAACUGGCAACAUGCGCUCGAUGGACGAGGACCAGGUGAUGUCGCUGCACGAGCUGCUCAAGAGGAAGUUGGAACGCACCCGCGGCCUGGUCAGCCUGGGCAUGGACCCGUUCCAGGCGGGGUCCAUGGGAUUCCUAAUACAGGAGCCGGGAGCCUACAUCAACGUCUCGCUCACGAAGGUCGCCGUGACGGGGCUGUCGAACUUCACCAUCCGUGACGUGGCUACCAACAACGCCGCCAUGCGCGCCAGUGUGCUCAUGAUCAUGCCCCGAUUGGAGAUACGGUGCGCCUAUCGCGUCAAGGGCUACAUCAGCGGCGAAGGCGAGAAGGGGUCCCGCGUGGUCGACGAAAGCGGCCAGUUCGAGGCGGUGCUAGGUCGCGCCGCCAUGUCCUGGUUCGCCCGGGUGCUGCACGUCGACAAGGACGACCUGCUGGUGGCCCAGACGGGCCUGAGGACCCACGUCGACGAGGUGACCAGGCGGUUCCUGCAGACGGCCAAGGUCGGGACCCGACCACCGUCCGAGAACCAGGACGACGUCAUGGACGUGGUCGGCUUCAGCAUCGUGGACCACGUGCGCCAGAUGGUCGAGGACAAGCUCAACAGGGUCAUCACCAAGGCGGUGUCCACGAGGCCCGCCGAGGUGCAGGACCUGCUCGAGUCGUUGGUCGUGCCGACACCGCACUCGGAGGUGCCACGCACCUUCUCCCCCCACGGGCACCGCAUCAGCAAGCGCCAGGUUCCCUGCAACAACGGCACCGAUCUGGACGACUACGUCGACUACCUGUUCCGAUUCGCCACGCGUCUCAUCCGCGCCAUGGAGCCCAUCCAAGGACCCAACUUCACCAUCUACAUCGAGGAGCAUCUCCAGGUCUUCCUCUACGACGUCCAGGCGCGCAACGUGUACACGCUGUCCCGCCGCAAGCCGGCCUACGUCAUCUGCCGCAACGGUGACGUCACCGUGGGCCUGGUCAUCCUCCUGGACAACAUCAUGGCGACGGCCAAGUACCGCGUGCUCACCGACCACCGGCACCUGCUGUACAACGGCGACGCGGACAUCAAGCUCUCGGGCACCGUCGUCUGGAUCCAGAUCUCGCAGCUUGCGAACGGCAACAACCGGCUGGACGUGGUGCGGAUAUGGAGGAUGGGCAAGGCCCAGGUGUUGCUCAAGGGACUCGGCAAUCUCACGUCGGCCAUAUCCAUGUUACUCACCAGCAUACUGAACCACGACCCGUGGAACGUGAUACCCGUGGCCGAAGCGCAGGCCAUAACGUUCGGCAGGGAGAUGCUGGCCAACAUCACUGUGCCCAUAUUCUCGCUCGUCUGAGGGGGCGCCACCGUUUGUUUCUCGCCUCUGUACUUCCGGAAGCCGGUUGACCCGUCUCACCACUAAGUGGACGUGUACUCUCGUCGAAACACUUCCGUUAAUGCGUCCAAUAAUUCUAUACAGACCUCCCCAACGAGGGUUCUCUUGGAGUUGCCAUAAUGUCCUCUGGACCUUUGCGAGUCCACAUGAUCAACCGCUCAAAAGCACUAGGGACAAUGGCAACACGUGCACUUUAUAAGCAUGCUCAACAGUCCGAAAAAGAAGGUGUUAUCAAGCCACGAUGGAAAGGCUUUAUAUCGUACACGUGCUUCCAUAGGAAAACGGAACGGAUAAUGUACUUCCUAAAAUUUCCCGUUAUUAUUUGUAUGAGAAUUGAGCGAGGGGCGUAUGGAAUUAUUGGACUGCAUAUUACUACAUUGUUUCACUAAAGGCAUCCACUUUGGCGAGUGUGCUAAAAAAGCAGCUGCUGUAGUAUGCCCCUGGUAUAACGAGUACUUACUAUGUACCUCGCCAAUGAGAAUCUUUGCCUGCUGUCGACAUGACGUCUCACGUAAGUGAAUUCCAGAUAUAGACGCACGUUUCUGCCGCUGGCGCAGACGUCGUGGUGUAAGACUUUGUCGGUGUUUCUGGCAAGAGCCAGACGUACCAGAUGAUUCCAGACGUACCAGACGUUUCCAGAUGGAUGCAGCGCGUCAGCUGCCUGUUGAUGUGUGCCAAACCCGUGGGGCCAUUUUCUUUUAGGAGUGCGACUCUCGCGAACCUGUUGCCGUCUACGUUGGCAGUAAGCACCUCGCGUUGCGCUAACCAAAUUAGGGGUCCUUAAUCCAGAACACAUGUUUACGGAAGAAGCGUUCGAGACUCACGUGCGGCGGUAAUCGGGAGUUUCAGACUGCACGUACAUCCAUAAAGUGGCGCUGAUAGCGGCAUCUUGUGGUGUUUUGAUAAUCCACAAUAUGUAAGAAACAUUUUUUUUUUCUUCUGUGUUUCUCGUUUCUCUCGUUCCACGAAAAUAGCCACGUACACUGGUGAUUGUAUUGCUUGUCGAUGCCUAUGUGCUAGCAGAUAAGCGACACGUGGCCUUGUCAUUGUAGUAACAGUUUUGCGAACUCUGGUGUUACGCGGCGUCUCAAGAUGGCGCCACCAGCGCUGCUCCUUACGUUUACAUCUCCUGUCUUCCGUAAAUGGUAAUACGUGUACGCGCAAGAUAAAUCUGUUUUUUUUUAGCCUAUUCUUUAAGUAUAGUCAGAGGGACAAUUACGCACUCGCUUUGCUCAGUGAAACCCUAGAGGUGGCGAUAUGAACUUCGCAUACAGGGUCCUCGAGGAACUUUGCACUGGAAUGGCCAGUCCAGUAAAACUCAGAUCGAGGGUGUCGCAGCUAUAGGUCCCUCCUUUUAGCAUUCGCGACACAGUUUCGUAAAGUUUCGUAAGUUGGCCCUCCCCGGUUCAGAAAGUUUCAGUUCGCUCGCAAUGUUACCACGAUGGGGAAGAAUAUGCGCAACGUUCAAACGGUCAGCCAUUAGCAUGGUUGACCCUGGAGCGGAGCUCUUGUUCGGCUGCGGUUCUUACCAGUUUUCGUGACGUCACCUCAACCUACCGCGCUGCUUCGAUAACAGUGGUGCGCAUCCUCUUUUGCAGUCACGCUGAGCGUGUCACGUGGUUUUUUAGACAAGAAUUCCUAUAGUUAGCGAGGGAGGACAUAGUCGCGACGCUUCAUAAUUAGGGGUCCUUGAAUAGCGAAACUUUGGCAUAGAGUUAGAGAGCGAGAGAUAAAGGAGGAAAUAAAGGCAGGGAGGUUAACCAGACUUUGUCCAAUUUUCUACCCUAUACGUGGAGAGAGGGAUGAGGGAGUGAAAGAGAGAGAGAGAAAGACACGAGACUUGAUCGCACUUUCACAUGCACUAAGCCACAUGCAGCAGGUCUAAAGUCGGGCACUCAAGUGGCUUUCUGGGCUGAUGAGAAUAGAAUACGAAUCCUCAGUCAAGUUAGCAGCUUUUAAAUGAGCAAGGUCAUCCGAAUUUCCUGUUUGGAUUACGGCUGGCCUUUUUUUUAUGCUAUGCUUCUUUCAUGGUAUGCCACGGCCCAAUAAGUGUACUCCUGUAUGUGCGAUCAUAUUCUGUAAUUCGGAGAAAUGAGAUGUUUAAGUUCUGGAAGGAAGUAUUUCGAUUAUUCGCCCCGGCCCCAUACGAAUCGCAGUCCGCAAUGAAGUCGGGAGCUGAUCGAAGUUAGUGGAAAAUUCCUGCCUGCUUCGGUUUCGAGCCUACCCCAUUUAGCUCCCGCCUUGGCUUUGAUGAGGCUAUAGCUGCCAAUAAGCGACACCUACACGUUCGUACAGGUGACAAACCACUGUGCAUGUGUUGCAUAAUAUUCCAGGCUACUUUUCAUAAUCAUCCACAUCUUAUACGGGAGGGCGUAGCGAUGAACGAGCGCCUGCGCUUUGCAGUGAAACGUGCACCGGCGUUGACAGCAUCUAUCCAAGAGGUAGCCAAACGAAUCCGGGUCGUAGCCCGGAUGCGAGAGUGCAUGUGUAUGUGAGCUGAAAGCUCCCACAGUCUUACCUUGUAAACGGGUAUUUGUCGUCAUUGUUUUGUGUUAUGACAAUAAAGCCUGAGGUCGGCUAUUUCUGGAAACUGUCCGAUUCCGCCAUAUUGUCGAAUUCGCCAUCUUCCCAGCUCUGGCUGGCUCAGACUAGCAACGCGUGUCUUCUCUGAUUGGCUCAAAACGCAAAUGUGGUGUAGUUUGACAGUUCCCAGAGUAGUGAUCCAGUGUCAUCGAUACCAUUACACCCGUCAUGACAUAUACUAACGCUUAUAUUCUAAACGAUCGUUCGCAUUGUUGCGAAGACACUGUCACAGUUUAUCGUGAUGUGUAUUGCAAUGCCAUCGUCUGCUUUUUAAUCAUACAAGCAAGCAGACGUCUGCUACGUUCAAGCAGCAUGGGAGAAGGACGACUCUGCGCACCGGACAAAUUUGUAACGGUGCGCACCUUCAUACGUCUGUAAAUAGUGUUAUUGAACAGUGUGCUGCUUGUAUUUUUUUGAGAACUGCUUAUACUACUCAGAUUGCACUUCUGCGACUGAACUUGACCUUCCAAUCCUGAAUCAUCCGCCCAAGGCCUCUGCCAAGCCCCAAGCCAAGCCAAGCGAACCGAUCUUCGACUGUCUGAAAGUGUCCAGCAAUUGGCAAAAAUAAAUAAAUAAAUGCUGACGGCGUAUGUUAACAUGUCUAACAAAUAACACAGAA